AUGGUGCGAAUCAAGGAACGUUAUCUUCUAGUAAAGAUCCUCUACCCAAAUGAACUCGGAAACCAUUCCGAUCUUCCUGAUGUCGUAGUCGUCAACCAACCGACAACCGACCAACUCACUCCCGCAGCCCUGCUCAGAGGUAUACGCACAGAAGUCGCCAGUUUAUUUGGGGAUUAUGGUUCCGGAGCCAUUGAAGGCGGAAACUUGGGUGUUAAAUAUUUCUCGCAUGCAACCUCCACUUUCAUUCUGAAGAUUUCGCGAUCAUCAUAUCGCCUAGUUUGGUCCGCUCUCACAUUUAUGAACUCAGUUCCUGUUAGAAACGGGCAACCCUGCGUCUUUCGCGUUGUCCAUUGGAGAAUGACUACAAAGAGAAGUCUGAUGACUCUCUCAGCAACAUAUUCGGGAAGUCAGAAAGGCCGCAACGCGACGCGACUAUGGCGAAUUUGA
Messenger RNA from Hypoxylon trugodes, 447 nucleotides. Its product is annotated as Rpp14/Pop5 family-domain-containing protein. The record is from RefSeq and is a predicted model, not a curated record. The coding region runs from base 1 to 447 and encodes 148 amino acids. Lineage: Eukaryota; Fungi; Ascomycota; Sordariomycetes; Xylariales; Hypoxylaceae. Gene Ontology annotation, biological process: tRNA 5'-leader removal. The transcript has 3 exons. Gene Ontology annotation, cellular component: ribonuclease P complex.